Molecule: messenger RNA, 846 nt
Organism: Lentinula edodes (shiitake mushroom)
Lineage: Eukaryota; Fungi; Basidiomycota; Agaricomycetes; Agaricales; Omphalotaceae
Exons: 2
Coding region: 1-846 (281 amino acids)
Source: RefSeq, a predicted model, not a curated record
AUGUCCUCCCGAAGCUUCACCGUUUUCGUUGAUACACCGGCAUCGGAAGAGACAGAAACCAAACCAAAACCGACGACUAAUACCCGCCUUUCUCGCUCCCUCUCGGAAUCCUCUCUUUCCUUGGGCUUGUCGCCCAUCUACACCACCGACAAGGAAAACUUAGACCCUCUCACUGGCGAGCGAGUUGGAUCCUCUACUGCUCUCGGCAAAAAGCGCAAGGGCAGCAUCAGCGUUCUUGCAGUCAAACCACCGCUAGAAGUGAAGUUGUCGAAGGGAAAGGACGUGUCCGCGUCAGAGGCACAACCUGAGGCUAAGAAGAGAAAAUCAUCCGUCUCUUCUUCCUUGAGUUCGAAAUCAAAAUCGAAGAAGGAACUGAAAGCUCCUGGCUCUGGGAAGAAGUCGGCGAAGAGGUCCUCCCGCAGGGCUUCUCCCAUGCCUAAGCUUGACGAAGAAGUUGAAUCGGACAAGGAGCAGACUAGGGUCAAUCAGGCUCUGAUUAAUUCGAAGUGCUAUGACUUGACAGUCAAGCCUCUCGCAGAUGUUUCCGAGGCGUAUGAGAUGGAGGGCGAUUAUACUGAAGAACGAGAAGUUUUUCAAUUUGUCAAGGAGCCCUCUGCUGACCCGGAGAUCCGUGACUACUUUCCGUCUAGCUCCUUAUCGUCGUCGACGACCUUGCGCGGAUCUUCGCCUGCCGAAUUAAAAACUUUUUCAACCCCCGAACGCAAGCAAAUCUACUCUGCCUUUACUUUCACAUCGCCGUCUCCCACCAGCGAACGCAUUGCGAAGAGCAAACGCUCAGCCAGUAUGCCCCCUCUUGAUUUUGGUGUGCACGGCAAAAGCUCAUAA